AGCCCACUUCCAUUGAAAAAUGUAAGUAGGGGAGGUUUGAUUCAAAAUAGAGCCUGCAAACAAAUCAGCAAGAAUCCAUGUCAAAAAGAACAAACAAGAAAAUAAUUGAGCUGUGGCCCAAAUGUAGGAAAGCAAAGUUAAUAUUGCAUGCUUCUUCAAUAGUGUAAUUCUUUUGUCAUCUAUAAAUUGCCAUGCAUUCCAUGCAAAUAUUUCUCACAGCUACAGAGAAAAACCAACACCACAUCCAAAAAACUAACUCUAAGCACCAAAAACAAGCAUCAUGAAAAGUUAUUAAUUUUCUCGUAUCUCUUCUUGUCUUAGCUUUGGCUUCCUUUUUUGCCACUGCUUUUGAUCCCAGCCCUCUCCAAGACUUCUGUGUGGCUACAGAUGGCUCUGAUUCUUCUGUUUUGCAAGAAUCCAGAUAAUGUAACAGCAGAUGAUUUCUUUUAUUCUGGGCUUAAUGUUCGUUCAAAUACAUCCAAUCAACUUGGAGUAAAUGUCACAAUUGUAACUGCUGAUGUGAUGCCAGAACUUAACACCAACGGUAUAACCUUAGCUCGUAUCGAUUAUGCAGCGAAUGGAGGCUUAAACCCACCACAUACACACCCUCGAGCUGCUGAAAUCCUAAUGGUUUUAGAUGGAACUGUUUAUGCUGGUUUUGUAACAUCAAAUCCGGAUCAUCGUCUGUUCAACAAAAUUCUAAAACCAGGGGAUGUAUUUGUAUUUCCAUUUGGAAUGGUUCAUUUUCAAUUGAAUCUUGGCAAGACUCUAUUAUUAGUUUUUAAAAGAUUAAUUUAAUUAUUUAGUUUAUUUGGGAAAAUAUUUCCGUUAACAAAUUAAUGUUUUUUAAGAUUUAAAAUGAU
This is a messenger RNA of Ricinus communis (castor bean), 863 nucleotides long. Its product is annotated as germin-like protein subfamily 1 member 16. Bases 388 to 798 code for a protein of 136 amino acids. Gene Ontology annotation, molecular function: manganese ion binding. The transcript has 2 exons. The record is from RefSeq and is a predicted model, not a curated record. NCBI's taxonomy places the organism in Eukaryota, Viridiplantae, Streptophyta, Magnoliopsida, Malpighiales, Euphorbiaceae. Gene Ontology annotation, cellular component: cell wall.